GGUGACAGGACAUCUGAAAAGUGCUAUUUCUGAUCAGAAAUUGUUGUCAAUAUUUGAAGUGUACGUUUCUUUGUGGUGCUGUUACUAAAGCGUAUGAUAAAGCCGUGGUUCUUUUGUUCGCUCAGCGCGACUUGGCAGCUCCCAGUGGCACUGACAUCAUCAGUAUUUUUUGCGCUCUCAAGAGGAGGUUUAGGUUGUGGUCUGUCGCGUUGUCUUCAGGUUGUCGACCGUACGAGCAAGAAAGGUGAAGAAACCGAGUGAGCCAGCGUCGCGGCGUAAGUGCGGGUCCUUGUUCCGGUCAUCGACGCCGCUGCCACGCGACCGUGCGACCGUCAUGCCAGCGCUGGUGGAACGUCCCAAGAUGAGCAUGGCCAUGUGGGCCGCGCUCAAGAACCACAUUAUGCGACAACGCGAGAAGAAAAAGCAGGAACAGGAGGCCGACGCUGCCACGGAGCGGGUACGACGCGAGCGGGAACUGAAGCGUCGCCAGGACGCGAUGACGCUCGAGGAGAUCCGCGACCAGGUGCAGCAAUCGGAGAAGAAGCUGGUCACCCUCAAGGAGGAGAAGCACCAGCUAUUCAUGCAGCUCAAGAAGGUGCUGCACGAAGAUGACACCCGCAAACGGGCUCUCGUGAAGGAGGCCAACGAGAUGGCAGCGCUCAACCACCAGUACCUUCAGCAGCAGCACCACAACGCCGCAAUGCAGCAGCACGCUGCGGCAGCUGCAGCGGCGGCUGCCGCUGCCGCGGCGAGCCCACAACACCUCUACAUCCAGGAAAUGAACCGUGCGCACUCAAUGUACAAGUUGGCGCAACCAAUUCCGCAGAAUCCUAGCGUACUGCAUCGCGCACCGCUCAAGAGACCGCUGACCCCGUCUCCUCCGCCUCCGUCGUCGCAAGCCGCGACAUCGUCGUCUUCCCAGCAGCAAGCGACACCGCCUCAGUCGGGCUUCUCGCCGCAACAGCCCUACGCGUACAAGGCCCAGAUUCCAGGCUCGGCGGCGUACGGGGCUCCGAAACUGAUUCCGGCGUACGCGCCGGGCCACGGCCCCAUCUACUACGCACACGUGCCCGGUCAAGGAUCCGUGCCAACAGCCAUGGCACCCGCCGCGCCCGUGCCCUAUCCGGCGUAUCCGACGCCGCAGUUCCCGCACCACCACGCCGAAUCGGCGGCGGCGGCCGCCGCUGCGGCAGCUGCCGUCGCCAAGCAGCAGCAGAUGGUGGCCACGCACAACUUCCACCUCGCCCACCAGCAACAGCAAGCCGCCGCCGCGCAGCAGCAGCAGCAGCAGCAACAGGCUGCUGCCGCUCAACAGCAGCAGCAGCAGCAGCAGCAGGCCGCUGCUGCUGCUGCGGCGGCAGCUGCCGCGGCCGGGUAUCCCGGAGGGCCCGUGGUUCCCCAAGCCCUGGAGCCCCCGCACGGACUGCAGAAGCCUCGCUUCCACGACGAGAAGUUCUACGUGUCCCAGCCGUCCAUGGUCCCCAUGCGGACACUGGCCUCGUCUGUGACGCAGUCGGCGGCGCUGGCGUUGGCCAGUCCGCAGCCGAAACCCUCGUCCUACCUGACGGCCGCGCAGCAGCAUCACAUGGCAGCGGCCGCGGCGGCCGCACAGAGGCACCCAGGCUAUCCAGGUCAACCGACGCGGUUCUAUUGAGGAACGGCGCAAGUGCCCGUUGACGUGGCCCGUCGGUGAAAGUAGCGCUUGCGGGCCGGCUAAUGCAUGGAAGGCGUGGGGUGCCCAGCUGCACAAAUAAACAUAUCAAAAUGACAGGUGAGAAUUUAGUUCCUUUUCUCUGGUUCUUUUUUUGUUGUUCUUGUUGUUGUUGCUUCCACCAAACGUAGGCUCUGCACCUUAAUUCUGAACAAUGGUUCACUUACAUAAAAACAAACUAUAUAACGUGUAGAAUCAUUACUGUCAAGGACAGUAGAAGACAAUCAAUUACAUGAUCGCACUGCAUGAUGGUACAAACAGGCACCCACACAUCUAUUUUUUCUAACUUUUCUGUAGCACACCUUGAUGUAUUAAUAAUGUUGCAGCAUGUGUCCUAUCGGAAGUGUCCUGACAUUUAUUUAUUUAUUUAUUUAUUUAUUCAUGUUACCCCUAAAGACCCCAUGGGGAGGGUAUUACGUAGGGGGGGGGAUACAAUCAUUAAUAACGCUGUGCAUAUUAGAAAAAGCAACAUCAAUGCAUAGACCAAUAAUAAAACACAGCAAUGAAAACGUAAAGCAUAGUACAAAAGGAAAGGAUGAACAAAAGAACAAUUAACAAAAUAUUACACAUUUCCAUCACAGCGAAGUGUCAGUUUCUGUGGCGAUGUGCGAUGGCAAAUUGUUCCACUGAAUGAUCGUGCGAGGAAUGACUUAGGUGGCAUGAGAGGAUGAAUGGCACUUUACGCGUUUAACUUUGAAAGAAUGAUCAUGUCGUUGAAAGGUGGCAUGGGGUGACUGAAACAAAUCAUUGUGGAGAGAUGGAUGGUGAUAAAGCGUUAAGUGAUAAAGUGUUAUGGAAAAGUGCUAAGCAAGCAAGUUUAUGGCAAUACGGUAGGUCUUCCAGCUGGGCACGCUUGUUUAGUUCUGAGACGCUUGUAUAGGAGAAGUUGUCUGAAAAAAUAAAACAAACAGCACAGCUCUGCAAGGAUUCGAUGUUAGAAAUAAUGUAGGCCUGAUCGGGGUCCCAAAUCAACGCAGCAUAUUCACUUUUAGGGCGUAUUAGAGUAACGUAAGCAAGCUUUUUUAUGUGGAUAGAUACAUGUUUGAGGUUACGUUUAAGAAGACCAAGUGAGCGGUUAGCAGACACAAGGGUAAGGUUGAUAUGGUGAUGCCAUGUUACGUCACCCAGAAGGUGUACCCCAAGGUACUUAUAAGUUGUUGUUAGUUCUACAGUACUGCUAUUAAAGAUGUAAGUGGCUGGAAUACGAGAUGUACGACGAGCGAAACACAUAUGUUUAGUUUUAGAAACGUUAAGGGUCAUUAACCAGGAUGAGCACCACGUGCUUACUGCAUUGAGGUCAGUUUGUAGGGAUUGGCGGUCAGUGUCAUUGGCAAUGUUACGGUAAAUUAUGCAAUCAUCAGCAAGGAGUCAAUCUCUGGACCCUACACACUCAGGCAAAUCAUUAAUAUAGAUUAGAAACAGUAGAGGACCGAGUACACUUCCUUGGGGUACACCAGAUGUCACAUGAGCAGAAGAUGAGUUAGAAUUCUUGACAGAAGUGAACUGAGUUCUUGACGAUAGAAAGUCUUUAAUCCAGGCGAGUACAUUAGGGUGGAUGUUAAGCUGUGCUAAUUUCAGUAGAAGUCUGUGGUGAGGGACCCGAUUGAAAGCCUUUGAAAAAUGCAGAAAUACUGCGUCGACCUGAAAGCCCACAUCAAGUGAUUACUGUAAGCCGUUAAGAAAGCCAGCGAGUUGAGUGUCACAUGAAAAACCCUUGCGGAAGCCGUGCUGAUAUUUGAAAAUAAUGUUAUGAUCUUCACGGUAGCUAAUUACUUGGCUAUGAAUGACAUGCUCAAGAAGUUUGCAAAUGGUGCUGGUUAGUGAGAUGGGUCGAUAGUUAAAAGGAGAAGAACGCUCACUUCACUUGAAUAUAGGUAUUACCUUGGCUACAUGCCAGUCAUUGGGAAUUUGCCCGUUUGAUAAUGAUUGUGAAAACAGACAGGACAAGACUGAAGAAAUGCUUUGUGAUGUACUCUUGAGUAUCUUAUUGUUAAAGCCAAGGUGGUCUGAACUACUUGGAAUUUUAAGGUUGUUCAACAAGGCUAAGAUACCAGCUUCAAUAACUAUUUCAGAAUGUGAAUAUGAAUGUCGUCAAAUAUAUUUAAUUCGGGAGAUGAACUAAUAUCUUAGUUGGUAAAAACUAAUGAAAAGAUUUCAUUAAAUAUCUGAGCACAUUCAGAUUCAUCAGUUACAAUGUCGUUACUGUCGGUAAGCAAAAUGCAAGAAUGGAAGCUAGGGUUUAUGAUGCGCCAUAAUUUAUGAGGGUUGUUGGUUAACAGCGAUACCAAGUCAUGAUUGAAAAAGAGACGUCAAAUGGAUUUUUGGAGUGACUAGUACUCCUUAUCAUUUCUUGUACUCUUCCCACGCGCUCAAACGAGCAUUUUUUACUGCCUGCUGAUAAAAUCGCUUUUUCUUACUGUUCAUGCGCCGCAACUUCUGAUUAAACUAUGGUGCGCUGCUGUUACAUUUGAUGGACAUGAGAGGCACAUAUUCAUUGAUAAGGUUAAUAAAGGUAUUUUUAAACAAAUUCCAAUUUUGCUCAACGGUUCGUAAGGAAUACUGAUUCAAGAACUCAGCAGAGAAACAAUCCAAUUCAGAGUUAAUUUUAUCAUAGUUAGCUCUGUUGUAACAGCGGAUUUGUUUAACAGUAGUUUUAUUUUAGUUAAAGGAACCUGAAAUGCGUCCUGUUAUUACAUCAUGAUCGGAAAUGCGCUCUAAGCAAAUUAUGUCUAAACAAAUGUCUGGAAUCUUUGUUAAUAUUAGGUCUAUAAUGUUGGUGGUGCUCGAUGUGCGACACGUGGGAUCAGUAAUAAGUUACGAUAGUGAGAAAUCAAGACAUGAUUGAAGAAAAAUAUCAGCUUCGCUUUCAUUAGCUGUGACAGAUUGUGUGAACCAGUUUAUACUAAGGGAAAUUGAAAUCACCGAAUAUGAGUACAGUAGAGUUUGGGAAACGUGUACAUAUUUCACACAGAAGCCGAUGAAAUUCGGCAGAAAAGCAAUUAUUCAUAUUAGGAGGGCGGUAGAUAGCAGCAACAAUUACAUCAAUAGAAGAGCGCUUUAAAGAAACCCAUACACAUUUGAGAAAUGAACUAGUCAUUACCGGCACGGUCAGCUAAUCAUUUUUUAUUGCCAAGAGUACACCACCUCCUCUACCGUUUGAUCUAUCGCAUCGAAAAAUAUUGAAACAUGUUUCGCUGACAAAAAUUGUGUUAUCUGGUAUAACAUCUGUGAGCCAUGUUUCAGUUACCGCUAUUAAUAAUGCGGAAUACGAGUUGAUUAGUGAAGAUAUUUCGACACUCUUUGGGGCAACACUUCUGAUUUUAGUGUAAAGGAAAAAAAUUGUUUUAUCGGUAUUAUACAUGGAGACUUGAGGAGGAUGGGAAACUGGGGUCUGAUCUGAGAUAAAAACAGGAGCAUGUCAUUCGUCUGUGGAUUGCUGAUAUACACAAAUUACGUGUCCAGCCUCACUGUCCCACACAUAGGCAUCAUUAUUAAUGUGAAGCUUAUUAAAGACGAGGCGAAUGCAGUCUCCAUCUUUCCUCACGGAUUUUGCAUACUGCCACAGGUGACGGUGCUUCACUCGGAUGGCCUCGGAAUAAUCACGACCGAUGCUGAAGCCUGUGUUCCUGAGCCUGGACCCGUUUCCUAUCACAGAUUCAACUUCUUUUUCAUUGUAAAAGUUAGGAAUGACUGGCCUCGUCUUACUCGUCGAAAAGCAGCCCAAACGAUGCGCUCUCACGAUCAAGGUUACCACGACUUCAAGUUUAUUAGAACAAAAGUCGCGCACGAACUGCUCCGAAGACGCCCAAGUUUCUUCGACUGUAUCAGGAAUGCCAAUGCAUUUUAAAUAUUAUUUUCAUAAAAUGUUCCGAUUUUGGUGUGUUAUAUUUCUAUGGACAUAUGUAUACACACAACGCUUAAAGGGACGCCAAAGCGAAACAAUAAAUCAGUUUAGACUAAUGAAGAAUUGUUUCAGAACCUUGCAGGCAGUCAUUUCAAAAAAAUAGUUUGAUUAUUAGAUGAGAAAAUCAAGGUCCAAGUACCAGUAUUUGAAUUUCGCGCCGAAACCCCAGCGCCGGUACGUCAGCGUGACGUCAGGGAUUCCAAAGUAUGUUUUCGCAUUUGGGCCCUGUUGGCUGAGUAAAGGUUCCCGAAACUUGCCAUGUUUAAUAUUUGGUUCCUUUAGAACACAAUGUAGUCAAUCUGUACUGCUACAUAUAAUUAGUAGGUCCUAGAAGAUGCCAUAAAAAUCCAUGACGUCACAGUCCCCAGGUGCGGGAACUUAAGUAGGCGUCGCCACCCGUAUUUCGUUCUUGCGCUUUUUCUGGCUUACCACAACGUCUUAUAGUUGUAAGAGUGGUGUUUUUGGUGUUGUAGAAAGGUAAUUUACUGGUGCAGAAGAAAUCAUUUUUCACUUUAGUGUCCCUCUAAGUAGGGCAUUGGCCUCUUUCAUUUGGUACAUAUAUGUUUUGUUAUGUGACAUAUGGGUGGAAGACGAUGAUGUCGGACAAAAAUGUAAUGCAGAGAUCAAAGACAGAGAAAUGUCACAGUGCAGAUCAAAUAAUCCCUUAUAUGGUCUGAACCUUUAUGAUUUGUCGUAUCAAUAUUACCCCUUUAAGCAAUAAAGCCAAAGACAGCAGAAAGUCAA
Molecule: messenger RNA, 6359 nt
Organism: Dermacentor andersoni
Lineage: Eukaryota; Metazoa; Arthropoda; Arachnida; Ixodida; Ixodidae
Source: RefSeq, a predicted model, not a curated record